CCCCCUUCCUUGUGAUGGGUAGCACAGUCCUGUCCAAAGGUCACACCUGAUGUGAGUUGAGUUAUCUCAUCACCAGUGCAGCUGGGACUGGAAACAUCCAGUGUACGCCAAUAGACAGUCAUGUGACAAGCCGCUGUGAUGGACGAGUCGAUGCGCCACCGCAACUAGGGCAUCCACUAGCGAUGAUCUGUUGAUAUUUUUGUCCAAACAUCUGUGGGAGAAAGGGAAGAUACGAGUCGCCCGCUUUAAUUGCUGGUUACAUUUAUUCCACUAGGGGCAGGCUACUUCAUAUACAACUGCAAGUUCAAACGACGCUAGUAGUCGCUACUAGUCCUGCAGCUGACUGUCAAUGGAGCUACAGUGCAUUAAUUGGGGGGAGGCCGUGGACGAGGCCUUGUCAACGAAAAGUUACCAGAUUUACAUGUGUUCUCGGUCCCCUUCUCCUCCGCCGUUAUACUCCCAAGGAGAAACGUGUGUUCCUGAGUCCGAAGAGAGCACCGCCGACGAGGCGGUCGACAUGCCCGUGCGCACUGACGACGACUACACCAGCUCGUCAGAGGCCUGCACCGCCUCGGUCUCGCUCAACCCACCUCCCCCGAUAAACACCGUGCAGCCGGGGGUGACCACUUCUCUUCUCUACGGUGGCGCACAGUUCCAGGGAUACCAGAAAAGCAAAGGCAGCUCCUAUGACGUGGAGGUAGCGCUACAGCAUGUGACCAUGCAGGACUCCUAUCUGUGUGGAUACCUGAAGAUCAAAGGUCUUACUGAGGAAUAUCCAACUCUUACCACGUUUUUCGCUGGAGAAAUUAUCAGCAGGAAGUGCCCGUUCCUGACCAGGAAGUGGGAUGCUGACGAGGAUGUUGACCGCAAACACUGGGGGAAGUUCCAUGCCUUUUAUAAGUAUGCCAAGACGUUUAACUCGGACGACUUUGACUAUGAAGAUUUGAAGAACAGUGAUUUUGUUUUCAUGCGCUGGAAGGAGCAGUUCCUAGUACCUGACCACACUAUUAAGGAUAUAAGCGGAGCGUCCUUUGCAGGAUUCUACUACAUCUGCUUCCAGAAAUCAACAGCUACCAUAGAAGGAUACUACUAUCACAGAAGCUCAGAGUGGUACCAGUCCCUCAACCUCUCCAAUGUCCGCCAAUACAGCACUGGCAUUUAUGAGUUUCGGUGACACUUUGCUGCCCAAUGGGACUUGAACUGGGUAGAGGUGACGGUGGCGGUGUGGGGCAAAGGGUGGACAUGGUGCCAACGUCCAGCCAGCCAGAACUACUGGCAGCAGAGAGCCCUGGAAGGUCGGGUAGGGGAUGUAGAGGAUUGGGUGGUGCACAGGAGCCAGGGUCUGGGAGGGAGACACGGCCAGGCCCCCCUUUCUCUGCAGACUGGACACGCAAGAACCUCCAGGAGGAGACAGGAGCUGUCUGGGGACACAUGGGAAUUGGCUGGCACACAGCAAGCUUGGGUUCUUUUUGAAGACAUAUUUAUAUCUAUCUAUCUUACACACACACUUUCUCUCUCUCUCUCUCUCUCUCUCUCUCUCUCUCUCUCUCUCUCUCUCUCUCUCUCUCUCUCUCUCUCUCUACUUCUCAGUGUGUGGGUUUUUCAGCCUCUUUUUUACUUACAGCAUUUUUACGGUUUUCUUAUUUUGAUUUCUUUUUUUUAAACUGUGUUCAGAGAGGGGAGUUACAAGCUUUCAUGUUCUAUGGUGACAUCGUGUUUUGAACAGGUUGACUCUGUGUGAUACCUGUAUAAUGGUCGAGUAUGAAAGAAAGGGAGGGGAGGAAAAGGAUUUGUAUUUUUAAUAUAUUUUUAAAUAGUUUAUCUAAUAUGCUAAAGGAUGCAUCAUUGCUAGAGUUUGAGAAGGUAGUGAGUUGUUAGACUCUCCACUAAUCCAAAAUACAGCGGUGCCAGGGACAGAGGCAAGGCGAAUUCCACCUCAUUACAACAGAUUGGACCGCUGAAAUUAUUCUGAAAGCAUUAUUUUAAAGUUCAAACAAAUACUUAUUGUGGCUUUAAGAGAGUUGUUACCAGCAUGUAGCCAUCAGCCGGAGUGUAGUGGGAAACUAGUGGGGACUAUACUUACUGUAGCGAAAGGGUGUAGAGUUGCCCCGCCGGUACUAGAACCCAGACCUUCUCGGGUACCCUACUGGGGCUCUGACCGCUACAUGGCCACUCCAUCACACUUCCAUUGCAGUAUUAUAUCUGUCAAAAACUGUGCUCCAAGUCCUUUUUACAGAAUGUGUGUGAGAGAGAGAGAGA
Molecule: messenger RNA, 2259 nt
Organism: Engraulis encrasicolus (European anchovy)
Lineage: Eukaryota; Metazoa; Chordata; Actinopteri; Clupeiformes; Engraulidae
Gene: gid4
Product: GID complex subunit 4 homolog
Exons: 6
Coding region: 350-1174 (274 amino acids)
Biological process (GO): proteasome-mediated ubiquitin-dependent protein catabolic process; protein targeting to vacuole; protein catabolic process in the vacuole
Cellular component (GO): GID complex
Source: RefSeq, a predicted model, not a curated record